This is a messenger RNA of Sorghum bicolor (sorghum), 1762 nucleotides long. RefSeq lists its product as uncharacterized. Bases 84 to 1565 code for a protein of 493 amino acids. NCBI's taxonomy places the organism in Eukaryota, Viridiplantae, Streptophyta, Magnoliopsida, Poales, Poaceae. The record is from RefSeq and is a predicted model, not a curated record. The transcript has a single exon.
GCACCUUGGCACUUGGUGCGGGGCCAAUAAUAAAAGGCUGCGCCUGCGCUGCGGCUGCCCAAGCCCAACAAACAAGCUCCGCCAUGGCGAUGCCGCCUUCGCCUUCGCCGCGGGUGCGGGUGCUAUCCAGGCGCACCGUCAAGCCGCCGCCGGGCUCCCCGCGCCAACGCAUCCCGCUCACCACCUGGGACGUCUCCUUCCUCUCCGCCGACUACAUCCAGAAGGGCCUCCUCUACGCCACACCGCCCUUCCCCACGCCCCACCUCCUCCACCACCUCGAGGCCGCGCUCGCCCACGCGCUCCACUCCUACUACCCCGUCGCCGGACGCUUCACCACGGACCAGCACCACGACGCCGACGGCAACGUCCGAGGCUGCUCCGUCUCCAUCGACUGCCACGGCCAGGGCGUCGACGUCUUCCACGCCGUCGCCGACGGCGUCUCCAUCGCCGACGUCAUCCCGCCUGACGCCGACGUUCCGCUCCUCGUCCAGUCCCUUUUCCCCCUCGACGGCGCGGUCAACCACGACGGCCACCACCUCCCGCUCUUCGUCGUCCAGGUCACCGACCUCACCGACGGCGUCUUCCUCGGCUUCGCCUACAACCACGCGCUCUCCGACGGCACCGCCUUAUGGAAAUUCAUCAACGUAUGGGCGGCCAUCGCGCGCGACGCCAGCCUCUCUCAGUCUCAGUCUCAGUCUCAGUCUGUCUCCCCCUCGGACUCGGACUCGGAGCACGCUCCACCUCCGCCGCCCUUGCUGGAGCGCUGGUCCCCCGACGGCGACGGCGACGGCCUCACGACGCCGCCGCCGGUCGUCCUCCCGUAUCCAGACCUCACGGGCCUCAUCCAGAGGCUGUCCCCGCCGCCGCUGCGCGAGCGCAUGCUGCAGUUCUCGGCCCACAACCUGGAGGCGCUCAAGGAGCGGGCGCGGCAGGAGCUCCUGGCCGCCGGGGACGCGGCCGGCGCGGCCGCCGUCACCAAGUUCCAGGCUCUGUCCUCUCUGGUGUGGCGCUGCGUCACCCGCGCGCGCCGCCUGCCGCCCCACCAAACAACCUUUUGCCGCGCCGCCAUCAACAACCGCACGCGCCUCCGCCCGCAGCUUCCGCCCGAGUACUUCGGCAACACCAUCUACGCCAUCGCCACGGAGGCCGUCACCGCCGCGGAUCUGCUCCAGCGCGGCCACGGCUGGGCGACGGCGGCCGUGGGCCGCGCGGUGGCCGCGCACACGGACGCCGACAUCCGGGCGCGCGUCCACGCGUGGAUGGCCAACCCCGUGCUCUACAACCUCAGGUACUUCGAUCCCAACGGCGUCAUGAUGGGCAGCUCGCCGCGCUUCGACAUGUACGGAUGCGAUUUCGGCUGGGGCGCGCCGCUGGCGGCGCGCAGCGGCAAGGCCAACAAGUCCGACGGCAAGGCAUCGCUGUACCCGGGGCAGGAUGGCGGCGGAAGCAUCGCCGCGGAGCUGGUGCUCACGCCGGAGCACAUGGCGCUGCUGGAACAGGACGACGAGUUCUGGGCGGCCGUUUCGCCGGACAAGCAGCCUUGUCCGCCGCCGGGGAAGAAUUGAACGCCAGCCGCCCACCCCCAUCCCCAUCAUGCAAAAGUCAAGACAGAGCAAAAGGAUUUGAAUUGAAUUUUCUUUCCUCGUUAGUUAACGUGUUUGCUCAUUAAGGACUAUAUUCUCAUGUCCUCAUAAUAAAGAAAAACUAUUGAAAUAAAUACUCUCUCCAAAGAAUCAAUUUCUAAGAAUCUAUGUCUGUCAAA